Messenger RNA from Cylindrotheca closterium, 1986 nucleotides. The record is from the annotation of a GenBank genome assembly. NCBI's taxonomy places the organism in Eukaryota, Bacillariophyta, Bacillariophyceae, Bacillariales, Bacillariaceae.
AUGGGGCAAUCAAUCCGGAGAAGUCCUUCUGGUGGCUUAUUGACUUCAAAUGGGAUGCUCACAAUGGUCAAGUGGAGAUUCCAUAGGAAACGCUUUGCUGCACCGGAAUUUGAACUGCAGAUCCCCAGGUUAUCCGGGGAUAUCAAAUCCCUUCGCCGCCUAGAACCAGAUGAUUCUGAACAUACUCUGGGGGUGACGUUGUCGCCACUUGAAAAUCACAAGGCACAGGAGGCACAGCUGAUCUCUAAAGCUAAAGAGUGGGCCAAACAGCUUCGACCUCACCUGCUGCACAAGUAUGACAUGUUACCACUGAUCCGGACUACAAUCAUGAAGAAACUGGAGUAUCCUAUGGCACUAACUACCCUUCCAGCUCAACAAUGGCAGGACAUUAAGUCAGGUGUUUGCCGCAACUUUCCCCGUUCGGUGGUCUUUGCCCCCUUGAAUUAUCAAGGCCUUGGAGUUCCUCACCUGUUUGGCAAGCAAGUGUACAAACAUUUGGAGAUGAUUUUGCGCCAUAUGUCGGGGGGUACAAAGACUGGAGCCUACAUGGACGCCAAUCUCCAGGCUCACCAACUGGAAACUGGUACUUCCUUUGGUCUUCUACAGCAAGAUUACCAGAACACAUCCAUUCUGGCCUCCGAUACCUGGCUGAAACGGGUAUGGAAGGAACUUGAGUCACUGGAUAUGUAUGUGGCCUUUGACUCUCCGGCCUUGUUGUCCCUACGAUGUCAUCAUGACGCCCUCCUGAUUGACUUGUUCAUUGACCUUGAGGUUGAUCAGGACAAACUUCUCUGGCUAACUGGUGCCGGAUAGGCUUGGAACUGGCUCUGGUCCCCGACCGUUGGCUUGUUCCAUCGGAGUGGGGCUGCAUGGACUCAUCUUGCCCUCAUAGGUUCCUCUAAUACUUCUUGGCGGUACGCUCCAUCUGACAACCACAAUGUGACGAACAGUCUACCACGACCAAGUUCUUGGUGGACUGACCCUUUGCCUACUGACGUCCUAUGUGCCACAGUGAGGCCUGUCUCCGGUUCCAAAUUGGUACUUCCUACCGGCACUGGUCUCUCCAUCUCGCCUUCCUCCGACCCGGCCCCCUCUAUCCUUAGGGCCUGGCAAGCCUCUGCUGAUCUCUGCACAGACUACUAUGGGUGGGUCCCCAAUGAGAUUGAGGUACAUGGUGAUGAGGCUGCAUUGGUCGAUGCCUUGAUUCAGGGUCGCCUCAGAAUUAUCAGUGAUGGGUCAUACAAAAAUGACCUCGGAACCGCUGCUAUUCAGCUCCUUACCAAAGGGGGAACUGAUCGCAUUGUUAUCCGGUGUCAAACUCCAGGUUUACCUCAGGAUCAGAGUGCCUAUCGUAACAAGUUGAUUGGUCUUCUGUCUGGGAUUAUGGCGGUCGAUUGGCUCCUCCAACAAUGGUUCCCAGCCCUUACUCAGCGGCCUUGUGUCAAGAUUGCCUGUGAUGGUCUUUCGGCCAUUGAAAUGGCCUUUGAAGAUCGACCCCUCUCACCCACUGAUGCGCAAUUUGACCUGGUCUCUUCCAUCUGGGAAGCCGUCUCUUGGUCUUCAGUGUCUUGGUCUCCGCGGCAUGUCUACGGACAUUUGGACAAGUCCAACUUAUUCGAUGAACUCACCUGGUGGGAAAAGAAAAACCUGGAAGUAGACGGUAUGGCAGUGGAUUUCGGCAAGGAACUCGAGGCAGCCCACCAACUCAUUCCUCCCAAUCCUCGGUUCUUCACAGAAGUGGCGGCUCUUCUUGUGGCUGACACAAAGCAGUCUCGGUUGAGUGACCAAUUCAUUCAGGAAUGCGGGACACUUCCCCGCCUGCGGCACCAAUGGAGGAACCAUCGUGUGAUCUCUGAGGAGGCUGAAAACCUCAUUGGUUGGGAGACACUGGGUUGCGCUAUGCAGUCACUACCUGCCGGACUCCAGCGCUGGAUUACAAAACAUUGGGUGGGCAUGUGUGGCACCGGCAAGUUCAAAGUGUACUGA